AUGGUGUCAAUAGAUAAAUCAUUAAAUUUGAACGAAGAGCGAAAGCACGCUUGGCGUUCCUUUGGCCUAAUUGUAUUGCUCAUUUCUAUCGAAGAGAUAUGGGAAGUGAUAGCGUUGAAUCACAUUUUCGGACCCAAUUUCGAUAUCUCAACUUGCAUGAGUUGGCUCCAGCAUGUAAACCAAGUUUUAUCGCAUACGCCGACUUCUAUAAUUUAUGAAUUAUCCUAUUUAAGUAUGAAAUGCUUAAGAACAUAUUUGAACAUGCAUUUAAAAAGUGAUAUAGCUGUUAAUGUGAAAAGCUGUCACCUUAAAAAGUUCAUCCAAGCUUAUAAAAACCUAUUAGAUGCGACUAACGACGCAAAUAAAGUUAUCAAAAUUAAGUUGUUUUUCGAUUUAGUGUUCGUCUUUGGCAGUGUCGUCACCGAUAUAAACUUAGUGUUUGCUGGAAUAAACCUAAAUGACUUAUACCUGACUUUUCUACCGUUGGUCACAGCAUUGACGACCAUUCUUCUGACAUUAGUGGGAGUGAUCUUCUUGGACCUCAGCCGCACAGAAUACGAAAAAAUCAAAACGGCUCUAGCUAUGGAGUUGAUAAAAUGCGAAGAUGCUGACUACCAUAAGGAGAUUAUGGCGACGGUGGAUUUUCUCGAGAUUCGGCCGCCGUGCUACACCCUUUGGAGGAUCUUCCCUUUGAACAUUAACCUCAUCUUUGGCUUCGUGAACUGUGCUAUUGUCUAUGCUAUAAUUAUACUAUCCUUCUUGUAA
Messenger RNA from Leptosia nina, 765 nucleotides. The record is from the annotation of a GenBank genome assembly. NCBI's taxonomy places the organism in Eukaryota, Metazoa, Arthropoda, Insecta, Lepidoptera, Pieridae.